AUGCCGCACUCCAAGCCCUCCAUCCCGACCUAUGUCUUAGGCGUAGGAAUGACGCAGUUUCUGAAACCUCGCCGCAUCAGGGAAUACCCUGAACUGGGCUACGAAGCGGGCAUAAAGGCAAUGCAGGAUGCAAAAAUCACCUACGACGAUGUCGAGGCUGGGAUUGCCUGCUACUGCUACGGCGACACCACCAGCGGCCAACGCAUCUUCUACCAGUUUGGGCAGACCUCGAUCCCCAUCUACAACACCAAUAAUGCCUGCGCAACGGGCUCCGCGGGCCUGCACCUUGCGCGCACUAUGGUGAAGAAUGGAGGUGCGGAUUGUGUACUGGUAAUUGGCUUCGAGCAGAUGCGGCCAGGGUCGAUUAAGAGCGUCUGGGAUGAUAGACCGAGCUCCGUUGGGCCCUCGACAGCGCUGAUGGAGAAGACGUUUGGGAAGCAUAACAGUCCCAGGAACGCGCAGUAUUUUGCGAAUGCUGGGAAAGAGUAUAUGCACAAAUAUGGUGCCAAACCCGAAGACUUUGCAGAGAUCGCCCGGAUCUCACACGAGCACUCCCAACGCAACCCCUACUCGCAGUUCCGGACGGCCUACAGUCUACAAGAGAUUAUGGACUCUACAACGAUCUUCCCGCCCUUAACAAAGCUCCAAUGUAGCCCUACCAGCGAUGGCGCCGCCGCAGCCGUGGUUGUAUCACAAGCCUUCCUCGACGCCCGACCCCAUCUUAAAUCCCAAGCUAUCCUGAUUGCAGGACAGCAGCUCCUCACCGACGAUCCGACCGUCUACUCAGGGAGCGCCAUCGACCUUGUAGGCUGGGGCAUGACCAAGCGCGCAGCCAAGGAGGCAAUGGCCGAAGCAGGCAUCACACCCCAAGACGUCACCGUCUGCGAACUGCACGAUUGUUUCUCGGCCAACGAGCUCAUCCUUCUUGACUGUCUCGGUUUUUCGGAGCCAGGUAAAGCCCACGAGCUUGUCCGCCGCGGAGACAUUACCUACGGCGGCAAAGGGCCAGUCAUCAAUCCUUCGGGAGGGCUGAUUUCCAAAGGCCAUCCCCUCGGAGCCACAGGCCUAGCGCAGUGCGCUGAACUGACAUGGCAGUUACGCGGGUGGGCAAACAACCGGCUCGUCGAGAAUACGUCGGUGGCGCUGCAGCAUAACCUGGGUCUGGGGGGUGCGGUCGUCGUGACGGUCUAUAAGCGGGCAGAUGGGGAGACGAACAGAAAGCACUCGGAUGAGGAGGUUGUUGCUGCUUCGGGAGUUGGAUAUAACCCAGCGACGGAGGCGCGCGUUGUUAGGCCUGCUGAUGCGGAGAAGGUCAGGAGUCGGGUGAAGUCGGACUAUCCCUUGGAGGAUACCGUGAAGAAGCUUUCUGCGAGGAUCUAG
Messenger RNA from Aspergillus mulundensis, 1380 nucleotides. RefSeq lists its product as uncharacterized. The transcript is spliced from 2 exons. The record is from RefSeq and is a predicted model, not a curated record. Bases 1 to 1380 code for a protein of 459 amino acids. Gene Ontology annotation, molecular function: acyltransferase activity, transferring groups other than amino-acyl groups. Lineage: Eukaryota; Fungi; Ascomycota; Eurotiomycetes; Eurotiales; Aspergillaceae.